Molecule: messenger RNA, 429 nt
Organism: Strongyloides ratti
Lineage: Eukaryota; Metazoa; Nematoda; Chromadorea; Rhabditida; Strongyloididae
Exons: 2
Coding region: 1-429 (142 amino acids)
Source: RefSeq, a predicted model, not a curated record
AUGAUAUGUAUACAUAUUUCUGUUAUUAUUUUUAUAAUUUGUACUUUAAUAUUUAUUUAUAAUAAUGCUUAUAAUAAAUAUUUAAAAGAUAUUUUAAAAGAAAAUGAAUCAUUAUGUUGUACUAGUUUAGAAGAUUUAAAUUAUUCUCGUAUUGAACCACCAAUAAAAAGUUUUAGUUAUGGAUGGAGUCAAGAAAGUAAAUUAAAAAAUUAUGUUGAUUCAUCAUGUCCAAUGAAUGGUGUUUUUGUUUGUGCUAAAUCUAUCAAAUUCAAUUCUAAUUAUACACAUAUUCAAUUCUUAUCUAAUAAUGGGCAAAUACUUUAUGAAAAUACUGAUGAGGCAAAUGUAUCUAUUUGGGUAAGAUGUUUGAAUAAAAAUUGGCUUAUAGAAGGAAAACUUUUUUCAGCAAUUACAUGUUCGCAAAAAUAA